Messenger RNA from Trichomonas vaginalis G3, 829 nucleotides. Its product is annotated as keratin-associated protein family. The record is from RefSeq and is a predicted model, not a curated record. The transcript has a single exon. Lineage: Eukaryota; Parabasalia; Trichomonadida; Trichomonadidae. The annotation marks the transcript as partial.
AUGAAUUCUAAAAUUAAAGGUAUAACGGAUGAUAUAACAUCAAUUCCACCAGAAGAACAGAGAUAUUACGCAUUAAAUGCAUUUCCUAAAGUUUUGAAGAUUGGAAGAUUUAAUUUAAAUGAGGAAUUCAUAGAAGGUUUCCUAAAUGACAUAAUGAAGAAGGUGGAUAAGGAAUACGUUAAUACUGAGUUAAAUAAGAAGGCAAAUUUGGUUUAUGUAGAUGAAAAAGAUAAUGAAAUUAAAGAAAAGGUUGAAUGGUAUCAUGAAUGGACAUUGGAGACUUUUAAAGUUAAAGCUGAUACAGGAUGGGUUUCAGGAUGUUUAGACCUUAAAGCAGAUAAAACUUAUGUAGAUGAAAAAGAUAAUGAAAUUAAAGAAAAGGUUGAAUGGUAUCAUGAAUGGACAUUGGAGACUUUUAAAGUUAAAGCUGAUACAGGAUGGGUUUCAGGAUGUUUAGACCUUAAAGCAGAUAAAACUUAUGUAGAUGAAAAUUAUGCAAAGAAGUCGGAAGUAAAUGAUGCGGUUAAUGGUAAAAUUAAUGAAAGAUUUUCGAAUAUAGAUUCAUUAACAGUUAAUGACAUUCAAUUACAUCAUCAAUUACCUGGUCAAAAGAAUGUGGAAUAUAAUAAUCUUACUCAUGUUCUCGAUGGUUUCGAUGAAUUUAGAACAGAUGCAACAAAUGCGAUUACAAGCAUGAAAAAUGAAAUACUUCAAACAUUAUAUCCUAUAGGCUCUAUUUAUACAUCAAUGAACUCAACAAAUCCAGCUGAUGUAUUCGGUUUCGGUACAUGUCAACAAAUAACCGAUCGUUUCCUCUAUUGUGCUAAUA